Molecule: messenger RNA, 1125 nt
Organism: Caenorhabditis remanei
Lineage: Eukaryota; Metazoa; Nematoda; Chromadorea; Rhabditida; Rhabditidae
Exons: 6
Coding region: 1-1125 (374 amino acids)
Source: RefSeq, a predicted model, not a curated record
AUGAUGGCUCCUACAAAUUCAAUCGAUUUGACGAAACAAAAAUUUGGUCGUAACGAGAUGAUGUUCAAAUGGUUCAGACAGAUGAAUCCAAAGCCGGGCUUCCUACGGCGACAGUGGCGAAAAGUCAAAGGAGAGUUGACGACCUCCCUGAUAUCCCAAUAUCGUCGAUGCGUGAUCCGGAUGAAGCGGUGUCUACACGAGAACAACGAUGUGGAGCAACAGAGGAGAAAGAGUCAGGCGAAACUUCAUCCAUUGCCAGACCGUCCACUCCGUCGAGCCGCCUCAAAACUCAGCCGAAAACCGACGAAUGAGAUCGAGAGGUUGCGGAAGAAAGGGGAUGAUUGGAAUGCGAAUGAUCUGUUCAAAUUCCAAUAUUCGGAUCCAGAAGAGGGAACGCCAGAGGAGAGGAAACAGUUGUGUUACGAUUGGUUGGAUCGGUUACACGAUAUUUCGAAAAAAUAUUGCUAUUUGGCGUGGUACGAAUCAGCCAUCUACGCAUGCUACUACCGUCUCGCUCCAAUCCUUGUGGAUCCCGUCGAAAAGCAGCGAAUCUGGCAUGACGUGAAACACGAAUACGCCGAGAUAUUCAUGAUGGGACGGCGGAUAUGGCGACGUGCGAUUCAUCCGAGUCGCCUUCGCGUUUUCUACGAUUUGGCCAUGUUGUGUGUCAGAUUCGGAGAUAUGGAGAAAGAUGAUACUGUACCAAAAUUCAAAGAAUUGAUGUCGGAUUCAACGAAUUUCGACUUCAAAAUUCUUAAUGAGACGGAGUUUAUCAAGUCACUUGAUAAGGUGAUAAAACUCGAGAAUUUCGUGAUCGACCAAUUCUACAAACGUCGUCGUAGCAGUGGAUCAAUCCGCUCUUCAUUCCGUUCCCGUCGGAACACAGAUUGCUCUCCGUCACGACGUUCGGAGCUUCUGGAUUCGAAGACCGAGGACGAUGCGGAUGAUAUAUGUAGUCUUGCUGAAUCUCUUCAACAAGUUUCCGUCAGUCUACCAGCGACUACUGUUGUCGACAACAAACCUACCGUAACCCUCUCCAUCCCGACUAUUGUUAUCGAUGGACCUGACUCCGGAUCGCCACGUAGUCGUCCACCGUCCCCUCGUCUUGUUCGUUUUGAUGAGUGA